This is a messenger RNA of Strongylus vulgaris, 378 nucleotides long. Lineage: Eukaryota; Metazoa; Nematoda; Chromadorea; Rhabditida; Strongylidae. The record is from the annotation of a GenBank genome assembly.
AUGAAGCAAAACUGCGAAGAAAUAGCAAAAUUCUCCAAAAGGGAUGCAGAAAUGUUCCCGAAGUAUGAGGAAUUUAUAGAACGAUUGGUGAAACCAUUGGGUCCUCUAAUGGACGAAGUGCCUUUAAGUUUAAAUCAAUCGUCUAAGUUUCAAUUUCUCUGGAAUUCAUGGAAGAUGUUGAAAAGAGCCCCGAUUAUACAAAAUGUUGUAGUGCGACAAAUAGGAGCAUCUAAUAUGGUAGAUUUUUAUGAGCUGAUGACAGCUCCAAUAGCAAAGGUCAUGGAUAGAUGGUUUGAAAGCGACGUUUUAAAGGCGACGCUCGGCACUGAUGGAGUGAUCGGAUUUGCAGCCAGUCCUUACGAUGUCGGAACGGGGUAA